ACUGGUGUUAGGACUGGCAAAAAUUAAGGGGGCGUGCCAGUGUGCUCUCCACUUCUCCAGCAGGUACUCACUACCAAGCUCACUACAUACUGUCAAUUUCUGUUAUAACAGAUCGAGCACCUUCAUAAAAUUUUGAUAUUAUACAUUAUGAUCAGAGAUAGAUUAGAUAAUAAUCAGUGCAUGUAACGCCCCAUGCAACUCGCAAAUGAUACAGGACUGUGUAGAGUGAAAAAUGGAAUUUCUACUUGGUGGGGUGGCAGCCGUCAUCUCCAAUGUGGUGUGCAACCCCCUGGAUGUUGUCAAAAUCCGGAUGCAGCUGCAGGGCGAGUUGCUUGCCAGGGGUGAAUACACGGUGCACUACAAGAACGUUUUCCACGCAUUCUACACCAUAGGCAAGACUGACGGAAUAUUAGCCCUGCAGCGAGGACUUGUCUCCUCUUCAGCCCACCAGUUCAUUUUGAAUGCCAUCAGACUUGGCGCUUUCCACUAUGCAGAAGACCGAGGUUGGACGACAGACGAAACAGGCAAUCGAACUUCUCUACCCAAAAGUGUUCUAAUAUCUUCAGUUGCUGGAGGCAUAGGAGCUGUUGCUGGCAGCCCCUUUUACUUGGUCAAAACUCAAAUGCAGUCUUAUUCAAACAGCCAAAUUGCAGUGGGCCAUCAACACAAGCAUUUGGGACUGUUUUCUGCCUUCAAACAUAUUUACGGAGAGCAUGGCUUAAAGGGCUUGUGGCGCGGCACCAACAGUGCAGUACCAAGGAUGGCUGUAGCUUCUGCGGCUCAAUUGACGUCUUAUGAUCUUUUUAAGAGAUACUUCAAUGAAACCAAGAUUUUGUCCGAUGACCACAAAAUAAACUCGUUCGUCUCUAGUGUACUCAGCAGUUUGGUAACCGUUGUUGUAAAAACGCCAUUUGAUGUUGUUUCAACCAGAAUUUAUAAUCAAGGAGUGGACGCCAGUGGAAAAGGACUCCUAUAUUCUGGAGUGGUGGAUUGCUUUGUGAAGACAGUUGGAAAAGAAGGAUUUUUCGGACUCUACAAAGGUGUUGGCGCUGCUUAUUUGCGACUCGGCCCUCACAUCAUCAUCAGUCUAGUUGUGUGGGACUGGCUUAGAUUAUUAUAUGACCCUAGCAAAUAGCAGCAGUUGACAAAAUUUAUUAAUAUUUCUGACAAUUGGUGCAAACACCUGCUGUGAUUUAAAUUUAAAGCAGUUAUUUUAAUAUCUUACUAUUUGAUUGGUUAUCAAUUGUAGAAAUAAGUAGAAUAAGUUAGUGCUUACAUAGGGAGAAUUGGAGAAUAAAGAGUAUAAUGACAACUAGGGCCUAUGACAAGUAGUUGACAAAAAUGAAAAAAAAAUUUUGCUGCGUUUAAAAUUUAAAGAAGUAUAAUUAUAAUCUUCAAUAAGUGCCAUUUACAAUUGUUAUUGUUCAAAGAUGUCCACCAAUAAAGGCUAGUCUGGUUAGGUAUUUUUGCAAAUAAGAGCUGGGCUUUGGAAAAUUACUGCAUUUUAUUUAAGUACAGAAUAUAAAUUAUUCAAUACACUUUUGCGUACUUUACAACUGCUUAUUUAUAAAAACAAAAGUUAUUAACAAGGCUUCCGUUUCUCCUUUGCAGCACCAAAUGGUCCCAAAUUAAGAAAAAAAAUCACAACUAUACCACUAUUCAAUUCAACUAAUAUAAUUUUUCACUCUCAGGUGGCCAAUUGGUGCGCAGGGAAAUGAAAAUACAAAGACUAUACUUGCGUUUGAUCUAUCACUAAAAAGUUAACGGCAAGGCUGAGGUACAUAGCAUUAAAAUUCUUUGAUUCAAAAUCAUUCGCAAAAUGCCUGUACAAUAGGCAGCAUUAUUAGUGUGGUCCAUGUAUGAAAAUAAUUGAAUUUGUCUCUCAGGUGUACUUUGCGUAUUGUCAAUUUUCUCAAUUCGCUGGAUUGAAUAAAAAAUUACAAAAAGAGUAAAAUCUGAUUAAUGAUGAGCUAAAAAUUUUAAUUCGUAAAAAAUUGAUUCAAAACAUUCAAGUAGAACAGCUUCAGAAGCAUGAUGACUAUUUUUCCCA
Messenger RNA from Neocloeon triangulifer, 2050 nucleotides. Its product is annotated as solute carrier family 25 member 35-like. NCBI's taxonomy places the organism in Eukaryota, Metazoa, Arthropoda, Insecta, Ephemeroptera, Baetidae. The record is from RefSeq and is a predicted model, not a curated record. Gene Ontology annotation, biological process: transmembrane transport. Bases 233 to 1135 code for a protein of 300 amino acids. The transcript is spliced from 5 exons.